Molecule: messenger RNA, 1036 nt
Organism: Vanessa tameamea
Lineage: Eukaryota; Metazoa; Arthropoda; Insecta; Lepidoptera; Nymphalidae
Exons: 5
Coding region: 509-1036 (175 amino acids)
Source: RefSeq, a predicted model, not a curated record
AGCCCGCCCUAACACAACAUGCUUUAAUAUCUUAUUUUGUAUCAGACUUGUGUAAACAAACUGUUUUGUGUAUGAAAGCAUUUUUAUAAAUGUGCACAAUAACUUGUUCAGUGUUUGAAAUGUCUGUAACAUUAACAAGCAUUCCGAACCAACAUGUAUUAUGGUUGAAAAUUCGAGUGAAAUGAAAUAGCUUAAGAUGUUAAAUCGGACGUGACAAAACUUUAAACAUAAGAUAGCUCACACAAUUUUAGACUUAGCAAGGAAUAGUACAAAUCUACCGAACUUAUCUACGUUAGGUUUAGACGGAAAAUGUCUCCAUAGGAGUUCCUAAAGGUAGGGAUCGCAAGUGAAAGAGAUUUUUUGCAAAGAGGCUAUUUGGUAUCAUAAAUAAGAGUGAGAUAGCGUUAUCGCCGCUUAGUUUUAUAGAAGAAAACAAUGCCAGAGGUUCUCGUAAAGCAUCGAUAUCACGGUUGUGGGUGUUGCGUAGCGUAGGGGGUUGGUAGUGGUAAUGUGUGAAGAUAAGGAAGAGGCUCGCAGCGAGGCGGCGGCGGCGGUCACUCCGAAACGACUUUGUUGGCCGAAGCGACCCCCUGCCCCCCUGCCGGACACUAGAGGGCUUUGUUGCGCCAAACUACUUAGGAAAAAUGGAAAGGCGAAAAAGGUAUUACUUUUCCCCGAGGAAGGUUGGGCUCGUAGUGCCUCUUCGUCGUACUGGACGCUGCAGCCCUGCUGGUGGCGGCGGUCACGGUGCAAAGUGGUCGAAGUAGCCGGCACAAGAAGGCAUAGCACUCACGCGCGAAUGGUGGUAAGCGGGGUCAAUGCAGUGUACAUCGUUGGCACUUUCAAACAUCUUGGCACUGAUGCCGACUUUAAGUUAUACCUAACCACAAACGUCACUCAAGCUGACUUCAAUAUGGGCUACACGAUGACGGGUACUCUGGAACGUGGCAGUCGCUCCACUAAUAACUUCCAAGUCACACACUUUGCCGUCCUGCGUCGAUGCGAUCACGAAUCGCACCACCUGAAAAACACUUAG